UCGGGGUGCCCGACGACCUCGUCCGCCAGCGGCCGCGGGUCUGGCGUCACGUGACGCGGCGCCGGCGGUGGUUAAAACUGCGGCGACGCCGCGGGCGCGCCGCCCCUCAGCCCUGCGGCGGCCGCCGGCACACCCGUCCUCCCAGCACGGCGACACGGCUCGACAAGAUGGCCACCGACAGCGCACACCAGAUCAAGGAAGAGGGGGUCGACUGGCCCCGCUACCGCCUGCUGCCCUCCUGCCGUCUGCUAGUGACGCUCAUGUGCCUGGUGGGCGGCACAGUGGCCAUGCUAGGCCGAGUGCAGACCAGCUUCGCCGUGCUGUGCAUGGUGCGGGACGUGCCAGACGACCCAGCCGCGAGCAACGCCACCGCCUCGGCAACCGCCACGCCGGUCCAGGGAGAGUUCGAGUGGAGCAAGCAGUUCCAGGGCCUGGUGCUGUCCGCCUACUUCUAUGGCUACGUGGCGGCGCUGGUUGUCGGCGGCUGGGUGGCUGAUAGGUACCCCAGCCACCGGGUAGCGAUAUGCAGCGCUCUCUCUCAGGCCGUUCUGCUGGCGAUGAUCCCGGAGUUCACACGUCUGCAGCCCAUCAGCAUCGUCAUACUCCGCGUGAUGCAAGGGAUGGCUGCGUCGGUGUACUACCCGAGCUUCAACGUGAUUCUGCGCAACUGGUCGACGGCCGGCGAGUUUUCGCUGCUGUUCUCCAUCGCCUGGAGCGGGGGCUACCUGGGCAGCGCCGCCGCGUUUCCCGCGAGCAGCGUGUUCUGCCAGUCCGGCUGGCUCGGAGGGUGGCCGGCCAUCUUCUACGUCAGCGCGGCUGCCUUGGCUGCAUGGGCGCUGGUUGCCUGUUUCGUGCUGACCGAGUCGCCGGAGCACCACCGGUUCGUGAGCGAGGCGGAGAGGAAGUGCCUGACGUUGCAGCCUCACGUGCAGACUUCGGCUUCGGCACCGGCAAAGCGGGUCUCCAUCUGCACGAUCAUGGGCAGUCUUCAGGUGUGGAUCAUCGCACUCAGUUACUUCGUCACCAGCUGGUUCUUUGCGGCUCUUAACAUCACGCUGCCGAUCUUCAUGAAAGAGGGCUUCAAUUUUGACAUCAGAGAGAACGGGUUCGUGUCAGCCCUGCCGAGCCUUUGCAUGGGUUUUAUGAUCAUUGUCGGAGGAAAAGCGCACGCGUAUCUUCAUGUCAACAAGGGCGUGAGCUCUACGAACUCACGCAAAAUAAUAUCGGUGAUCGGGCUGCUCGUGCCCGCUGCCUGCAUGAUCGCCGUCAUCUCACUGCCAGCCAGCCAACGAUACCUCAGCGUCGUCCUCAUAUCUCUGGCUCAAGGAUUCUCCAGCAUCGUUAUCAGCUCCGGUCCGGUGUCGGCGGCUUCCGAAAUCGCUCCGCAGUACAUCGGCUUCAUCUGGGGCAUCGCCUCCUCCUUCGGUAACACCACCGGCUUCCUGGCGCCUCUGAUCGCGGCCGCCAUGACGCCGAAUGGCACUCUACAAGAGUGGUGCUGGUUCUUCGUCAUCGCCAUCGUCCAGAUGGUCCUGCUCAGCGUCGUCAUCGCCUGUCUGUGGAAGUCGGAGAUACAGCCGUUUGCACAACAGGACGACCUAAAGAACCGCGUGAAAAGUCUGCGCCACGCCAAUACGGUCGUGGCUUUCGAAGAGGUCGCAUAGCGACGAAUGACGCGUCGCGGUUGGACAAAAAUUGCUGUUAUAUUGCAAUCUGAAUAUAUUGUGAAAGAUGUCUUCGGCAUUGGUGUCAGUGACUAAUUCACGUAGCAGUACGCUGCUGCUGCUGAAUGGUGAAUGGUGAACCCACUGUGUUGCUGUAGUUCCCCUUUCGGCGGCAUGGUGUGUUCCAUAUGAGACAAGACGGGUACCUAAAAUAUUGUCAUCAUUUGUAACACUAGCAACAUAUCAAUGCUAGCUAAA
Pollicipes pollicipes is the source of this 1922-nucleotide messenger RNA. Its product is annotated as putative transporter slc-17.2. Gene Ontology annotation, biological process: transmembrane transport; monoatomic anion transport. The coding region runs from base 168 to 1664 and encodes 498 amino acids. NCBI's taxonomy places the organism in Eukaryota, Metazoa, Arthropoda, Thecostraca, Pollicipedomorpha, Pollicipedidae. The record is from RefSeq and is a predicted model, not a curated record. The transcript has 11 exons. Gene Ontology annotation, cellular component: membrane. Gene Ontology annotation, molecular function: transmembrane transporter activity.